This is a messenger RNA of Grus americana (Whooping crane), 2564 nucleotides long. It is a transcript of the gene SYCP2L, whose product is annotated as synaptonemal complex protein 2 like. NCBI's taxonomy places the organism in Eukaryota, Metazoa, Chordata, Aves, Gruiformes, Gruidae. The record is from RefSeq and is a predicted model, not a curated record. Bases 1 to 2499 code for a protein of 832 amino acids. The transcript has 32 exons.
AUGUUACUUCUCGAAGACUUCUUUGAUUCUGCGUUGGUGAUUUGCAGGUGUAGUAAUGAAGGGAAGAAAGAGCUGGUGAAUUUAUUUUUACCUGAACUAGGGCAUCUGGUGACAGAAACAAAUAUUUGCUGUGCUCUGCGGCAGGAGGCUUUGAGGACUCUCAACUCUAUACUUGACAGUGUCCCGCGGGAGGAGAGGAAGAAAUUCCCUCUGUCUGAAGAGAUGUGCUCACUCACGAAAGACCUUGCAAAAACUAUACUGGAGGUUGGUGAUUAUGACCUUCAGGUUGCCCUUUCAGAAGCACUUUGUAGGUUAAUGACAAAAAAAUGGAGGGAUGACCUUGUUCACCACUGGUUUGAAGAUAACUAUCUUGCUGAAGCUUUCAAAGAGAUCAAGGAUAGAGAAUUUGAGACGGACUGCAGAAAAUUUCUUAACCAGCUCAAUGAAAGGCUUGGGGAUGAAAGAAGAGUCUAUUCAUUUCCUUGCAUAUCUGCUUUUGCUGACAUGAACGAGGUGAAGAAGCCAUCGGACGAGAAGCUGGAGGAGUUCUGGAUCGACUUCAACACUGGCAGCCAGAGUGUGACUUUCUACGUGGACAGUAAUGAGGGUGCUCUUUGGGACUCUGUGAGGUUGUCGAAAGAAGCGGUCAGCAGUUACAGCCUGAAGGAGGAAGAUGGAGAAAAGAUUGUUAAAAUUUAUAUGAAGAUUCCUGCUAUUCUUAACAAAACAGAAGCAACAAAAAUCAAAAUAUCUUUCAGUGCUGAGUUUGAAAUCUCAAGUAUACUUAGAAAAGUCCUGGGAGAUGAAAAAAUGAUGAUGAACGUGGCUGAAGAGGAGUUUGUCCAUGCUGGGAAGCAAGCCAGGCAGAAUGAAGCAGUGAUACCCGAGUCCACUAAUUCACAGGGCAGGAAGGAUCCUUCAAACUCUGAAAACAUGGACUCUCUACCAGACAACUUAACCUCUCAGCACAGCCAGCAGUUAACAGGCACCAAAAUGGUUAACUCUGGUGUCACCAUGAUUACAGUGAGCCAGCAGACUGAUGCGGAAGGUGCUAACCAAGCAAAAAAGUCCAAAACUCCAUCUCCAAGGAUGAAAGCUAAGCCUAGUGAGAAGCCCAUAGAAGAAGAACCUAUGGAGGAGUCAACAUCGAAGGUAUAUUCUCUUUUUUCUUUUCAGAAGGAUGUUGCCUGGGAAAAGAGAAACAGAAGAACAAGUUUGGCCAAGCAGAGGACUGAAGGCAGGAAGGAAAUCUAUGACUUUGAAAACUCAGACUCUGCCAGUCAUGAAAAGGUCGCUGAAGCCAAAGGAAAGAUUCUUGGCCAGAAAGUCUCCUCACAAAAUCAGAGGAAUUAUGAAACGGGAAACAAGAAUGAGGAAUCAAACAAGCUCGAGAGAAGGCAGUCCAGUUACAGGAAACAUCUCUUCUCUGAAAGCAACAAUGAAAAUACAAGCACUGGUCAGAGUGAAAAAAGUUGGAUCCUUGACUCUCAGAAACGGUCGUUGCCAAAAUCUCUUGACUAUACCCGAAAAAGACCGAGAGUGAGAAGUAAAUUAAAAGUGCUUCCAGUGUCUUCUGCAAGUAGUGGCAGUGACUACCAGACAGAGAAGCAAGGAGCAUCAAGGCGAAGAGCUCAAAAGGAGAUGCUAAAGAAAAAAAGCCCAUCCAGCUCCAAAGGAGAUGAUUUACCUACAGUGGAUCUUGAUGAUGAAAUGCUCUCAGAGGAGUUUGAAGGGGGUCCCCUGCCACUCGAUGCAUCUGCCAAGGGCUAUUCCAUUGAUGAGAUGGCCACGCAGAAGUUUCCUGAUGCAUCUGACAAAUUGUCAAGAGAAGAAGAAAGCUUUAAGCGGAAGGACUCAGAUAUAUUAAGCGGCACUGUCAUAAAAAAGCCUAAAUUUUCCAGUUGGGAAACAACUCAUUUGUCCUCUGACACUUCCUAUAAACCAAGGAAACUUUUUGAUUCAGUAGAGAAGGAAGAGGAGACCCAAACAGGUCAGGAAAUGGAUGAUGGUGUGGAUGAUGCAUUUUUUUCCAAGAUGCUGCGUGAAGAUUUCAGUGAUUCAGGGGUGAUUACUGCCUUUGAAAGCUUUAUCGACCAACUAAAGAAAUUGUUCUGGACUCGGUACAAAAGGAUGGAGACCAGCGCGCAGAACAUCCUGAGGACUUCGGAGAAGAACGUGUCCGCCCUGCUGAACCAGAUACACAAGUGCCGGCUGAGUAAGCUGGAGACCUUCCAGAAGAUUGUUGUUGAAGAGCUUGCCAGUCUCGAGAAGGAAACUCAAGUCUUGGCAAACAUGGAGAAGGAUGCAAUGGACUUCUGGAAUGCGCAGUUGCUCAAACUGAGUUCUUUCUGCAACCAGCAAAAGCAAAGAAUUCAGUCUGUUGACUCAGCCCUGGGUGAAACAGCAAAGAGUUUUGCUGACACUCUCCAGAAUACAACGUAUGAACGCCCAAUGAAGAAGGCAGUAGAAAACAAUGUGUUCAUUGUUACUUCUGACUAGCAAACCCCUGAAUUCAUCAGAGGUCUUAAUGUUUGAGCAUCUUAUGCAACAUAGAGAAGAUGGUA